Messenger RNA from Carya illinoinensis, 783 nucleotides. RefSeq names its product lamin-like protein. Gene Ontology annotation, molecular function: electron transfer activity. Gene Ontology annotation, cellular component: plasma membrane. Lineage: Eukaryota; Viridiplantae; Streptophyta; Magnoliopsida; Fagales; Juglandaceae. The transcript is spliced from 2 exons. The record is from RefSeq and is a predicted model, not a curated record. Bases 113 to 637 code for a protein of 174 amino acids.
UGAUUAGUUGAUGAGGAAAAUCAAACUGAAGAUAUAUUAUAUGUAUUGCUGAUGCUAAAAUACCCAUGAGAUAUGCAUGUUUUUGUAGUUUUUUAAACCUUUCUACCGAGGGAUGUUCUUGGGAAAAAUGGAGAAUUCUAGGAAAAUUGUUUGGUGCUUGAUGUUGAUUAUGAUGGGCAUUGUUUUUGCAGAGAGCAGAAACACUGUUCUCCACAGGGUUGGAGGUGGGAGAAACAGUUGGGUACCUAAUAUCAAUUUUACUGAGUGGUCGAGUCACGAGCAGUUCUACGUGGGUGAUUGGCUAUAUUUUGGGUUUGAUAAGCAACUCUACAAUGUUCUGGAAGUGAACAAGACGAGCUACGACAAUUGCAUUGACAAAGACUUCAUAACCAACAUUACUAGGGGUGGUCGAGACGUGUUUAAUCUCACUGAGGCAAAGCCAUUUUAUUUCCUCAGUGGCAGAGGCUAUUGCUCUAAGGGAAUGAAAGUUAGAGUCUGUGUUUAUGAUUAUGAACCUCCACUUGCAGCCCCACUUCUGGUCUACAAUGGUUACCCGAGGAUUAUCUGCAGUCGGGGGAUCCAACAUGUGCUGCUUGCUGCAGCUUUAGUGUGUUUCUCUCUCUUCAAAUACAUCUGAAUUAGAUGGAUUUCAGAGCACACUACAUAUUUCCCUGUUUUUUUUAAGUUUUUGAAGGGAUGUAUACAUUUAACGUGAUAAAGACUGGGGGUGCUUGAUUGCUCAUCUUGUACCAAGUUAAAUUACAAAUAAAACUCCUGCUAACG